Molecule: messenger RNA, 981 nt
Organism: Priceomyces carsonii
Lineage: Eukaryota; Fungi; Ascomycota; Pichiomycetes; Serinales; Debaryomycetaceae
Gene: ELA1
Product: elongin A
Exons: 1
Coding region: 1-981 (326 amino acids)
Biological process (GO): transcription elongation by RNA polymerase II
Cellular component (GO): nucleus; elongin complex
Source: RefSeq, a predicted model, not a curated record
AUGGGCCAGGAAGUGCCAACGAGAAGGAAAAGAAUAUUGAGAUUGGUCGAAGUGGCCACUAAUAAAUGUGUGCAGAAUGUUAAUAAGUUACAGGACGUAGGUGGCACCCCAUUUCAUUUACUCCGACCAGUACUUAUGAAGAUGAGUGCUAAACAGCUAAAUCAAAUUGAGCUUCAAAGUCCUCAAAUUAUGCCUUUCUCGGAUGAACUAUGGCCUGCUCUAAUCGAAAGGGAAUUUCCUGAUCGUCCACCAAUAUCCAAGGGCAAGAUGCGCCAAUCUCAAGAAAUGCCCAAUAAGACACUAUUUUACCGGUAUGAUAAAGAGAGAGAGCUUUUGAGGAAUGAUUCUGCCCAAAGGUUACGUAAAAUGACUGAAAAGCUCAAAAAGGAGAAGUCCGCAAAUUCAAUUGUAUCUGUUUCCCAUGUCUUAAGAGAUCCCACUGUGAAGAGAAGACGAAAUUAUUCAGAUGGAUAUACGAGAUCAACGCCCAGUGCGAAGAAGAAUUCAAUUUUACUGAAGGCCCGAAAGGAUUUACAGAAUAGGUCUCUAAUGUUUCCAGGAUAUUCUCAAAAAGUCAAAAGUCAUGAUCCAUAUGAUGCAUUUAAUCACAUUGAGAUUCUACCUCCCAGAGCUGCAUCAGGGCAAACAAGAAAUAAGCCGUCAUCAUUUAACGCCCAACAGAAACGCCGACCUGUAUCGACUUCCAUACAGCCAAGUUCGCAGUCUAAGAGAGAGAAAAGAGAGAUUCCAAGCUCUACAAAUUCUGAUCAUUCUUCAAACGAAAAGGUUUUGCUGCAAUCAUUUAACUCAGUAGCUUCUUCUUCACCAAAAAAGCGAAAGCCUGAACCAUCUAUCUUCUUAAAAGGAAAGAGACCAAGGGGGCCACGAUUAGAACCUAAAAUAAUCAACAAUUCACAUAACUUGCAAACUGUCUCUACUAAUGACAGAAGUAGUAUUCCAGUCAAGGUCAAGAAAUCUUAA